CAGCUCCGCAACCACACCCAGCUCAUACAGUGGAAAAACGAAAACCCAUUAUUCAACCGUUGAUAACGCCACAUACUUUGAUAAAGAUCGAACCAGAGCCGCCGCAGGAAAAACCGCAGCCGACGUUUGCGCCCGAACCAGUCCAACAACCAAUUUUAACUACACACUUGUAUUACCAGCCAGAUUUCCAAGAACAACCAUGCAGAAGUCAAGCCACGUCUCCCGCUGCGCCGCCGACCCCACCUCCUGAAGCUCCUGAAGCCCCGGCGCAUAAAGAUGCUUCUAACCAAACUGAUCACAUCGAAGAUGAUGAUGAAACCAAUCAAAUUGAUGAUGAUGAAAGGGAAGUGGCUUGUAUCGGUGUGGCUCAUAACCCUGAAGAAUCAAAUACCAUGCAACUGCAAAUGUUACCUCCAAUAGAUAGCGCAGAAGAUUCUUCAUCGGAAGCUCUUGCAUCUUCAGCAGUAGUUGGUGCUGUUGAGAAAGCUAUCGAUGCCAUAGAACGAGAUGAAACCAUCGAUAGCUCUACAAAUAGUUCACAAGAACUGAUUAUAGAUACAGGACAGAGACCCACUCCACCGCCGCACCCAAUACCAACUAGACCGCCUGAUGAUGUAAGCGGUUUAGAGCUUUUGUCAAACAGCAUUGAACAAUAUGAACGUACAACUCCUGGUCACAUGCCGUGCUUAGAUCCUAUGCCUCUGACAGUUGACACGAGAACCUCGUCAAAAUUAAAUAUUAUGAUAAAAACAUCACCUAAAUCACCCCGUACGGAUACUGAGCCUCAUAGAAGAUUUGAGUUCCCAACAAACGAAGCAUUGGAACAACAAAAACCCUCCCUUGAUAGGCUGGGAUUGUUAUGUGAGGUUAUUUUAGCUGAACAGCGGUUGAUGGAAGAAGGUGCAGAUAAUAUUGCGAACCGCCCCUCUACUUCACGACCUUUUAUAAAAUCAGAGCCUUUGUUAAGCCCCACCGAUAGAGAUAGGCCUUCAGAAUUAAAAAAGGAGAAACACAGGAGAGAUGACUCUUCAAGUGAACGAAGACGAAAGCGAAGUCAUGAUCGCGAAGAUAGAUUGAGACAUAAGAUAGAAAAAAUGCGCAGGCAUAAACGGGACAGAAAGAGUAAUGAGAGAGAAGAAAGCGGAGGAGAACUAGAAGCCAGUUUAAGAAGAGUCACAGCGUGUAAUUGUGGUGCUGCAGACUGUGUACAUUCAUCAAACGUCCCCUCUGCCCAUGACUUGGUUAAUGCGAUCGAAAAAGACAUGCGAAAACGGCUGCAAGAUUUGCAAAGACAGUGCGACGAAAAGAGAGCACAAUUGAAUGCCCUAACCCCUCCCCUACCUGCUUUAUCCACUCCGCCUACACCGUCGACUCCCGCUCUCUCGCCAGAUUCUGAUAGAGGGUCAUCAAAAAAACGAAAAGUUGGACGACCACGUAAAGUAUCGAGCCCCGAUUCUACCGAAACGAUAGUUGCUAAGAAACCCAAAUCAAAAAGCAGCCUGGUCGGUUACUUACUUGCGAAAGGAAAACUCAAGGGAGGAAUAUUGUGUUCUCGAGGAGAACCUUCUAGAGAAGACGUUAGCCGAACGAGCAAAGUUCGUCCGAAGCUAAAAGCUGAACCAAUAUUAAAAGUGUAUUCCGAAGAGGAUGAUACCGAAUGGGGGUUGAACAGAUCAGCGAGUUCGUCAAUGGAAAGUUUAAAUGAAGUUAGACAGAAAAAUCGAGAAAAAGUUGACAGUUUAGUGCGAAAACAUUCGAGAGAUGACUUUUCAGAAAUCGAAUUGACCAUCCGACGAGCCAGUGCAUCCAGUGAUAGUGAUAAAGAUAAGGAAAGGCGGCGAGCUAAAAAGAGACGCAAGAGUACAAAAUCUAAAGAGAGAUCAGAAGAAAAUGUUAAAGAGAAGGAACCUGAAGCAGAUACUCAAAAGCCUGUCGUUUCUCGAUGUACUUUAACUGAAGAUAAAUUAGAUUUCUCGCCACGAGUAUUAACAGCUCGAGGGGGACUGUUCUAUGCCGGUAAGCUGAGCGCAGUGCAAGCACCUGAUGUAUACGCUAUUACAUUAGAUGGUGAAAGAGGGAACAAACCACAUAUCUUGUCUAGAGAGGAGACUUUGAAAGAUGCUAUACUAGAAGUAAGUCCAUCGUCGGUAUCCGAACUACCCUCUGGUACCCGGGUGUGCGCGUACUGGUCGCAGCAGUACCGCUGCCUGUAUCCCGGUACUGUAGCCGUCUCGUCUCCAGACCCCCACGACGACAAGUUUGUGGCCGUGGAGUUCGACGACGGGGACUCGGGGCGCAUAGCCAUCGAGGAUAUACGCUUUUUGGAGCCGAAUUAUCCGAUUGUUGAAUACGAAAACACAUUGUUCACCCUCGGCAAGCGGCGAAGAAAUACAAGCGUCACUGAAGAUAAGAAAGCUAUUGCAUCAACGAGCGCUGAAACAAAACCAGAACUCCCGCUACAAGCACAAAAUGACGAUAAAGAAGAAGACAAACACAGGGACAGGAAAAAGUUGAAAAAGCACAGGAAGGAAAAGAUCAAACGCUUAAGCGAAGACGAUCCCAGCACCAUGGACUACAUAAAGAAAAAGAAGAAAAAGCACAAGUGCUGCGAAGAACAUUGCAAGCACAGACGCCAUCACAAGAAACACCACAGGAAGCACAAGAAACGUCACCACUCGAGCUCAUCUGGUGAUGACCAUAGACACAAGUCGUCUUCCGAUUACAUCGACUCCAAUAAAUCGAACGAAGAUUCUGUGGAUUCCAACGAAAAGCUUUCGACACUUAUAGCGGUUGAAAAAUCUCCUGAAGAGAAAAUGAAGACGGUUAUUAAAAAGGCAGUGCUACCGAAGACCUUGGUAAAAACUCCUGUGCUGGAUUUCAGUAGUAUCGGCAAGAUAGCCUUGUCUAAAGACGAAGAAAAGAAAGAUAACUUGAAAGACAGCGGUAUUGGGCUUUUGGAAGAGGAACCCUCCACGUCUAAUAGUGAUUUGAAUAAGAAGAAAGCAAAGCGUCGCACUGUAUCGUCAUCAUCAGACGGCGGCGGCGGUGUCAGCAAGAUGGCCGCAUUCCUCCCCGGCGGGGCCCUGUGGCGGUGGCUGGGGCCCGCGUACCGGCGCACCGCGAGGCCGCGCCAUAGGAAGGUGUUCUAUAGAGCGAUACAGCGCGGAGAAGAGACGCUGCAUGUGGGCGAGGCGGCGGUGUUCCUGUCGACGGGGCGCGCGGACCGGCCCUACAUCGGCCGCAUCGUGGCGCUGUGGCAGGCGCGCGGCGCGAUGGCGGUGCGCGUGCACUGGUUCUACCACCCCGAGGAGACAGCUGCGUGCCGCCCGCUGCAAUUACCGGGAGGUCUAUUUGAAUCGCCGCACACAGACGAGAACGACGUACAAACCAUAUCACACAAGUGCGAGGUGUUGCCGCUCGCACAGUACAAGGAGCGCAUGGGUGAUGACCCGGUCAAGUACAGCACCGUAUACGACAACAAUGACGUAUACUAUCUCGCCGGUCACUACGACCCCACGCAGCAAACCCUGCGUAUGGAACCGGACAUACCGUUCGCGAACUAAACUCCUGCUGCGGAUGCACGCCUAGUACUUUACAAAAAAAAGACAUAAGUUUUUUUAUAAAAAAAAAAAAAGUGCAAUCGAACGAUUUUAAUCGUUUUUUCAUUUAUUAUUAAAAUAGAUUUAGUUUUCUUCGACGGAUUAUCAAUAGUGAUAAUAGUGAUUUUAACAAUCUCGAUGUUAGUGUUUUUAUCAGUAGUUUCGACUUAGCUUUCAAAAUCACAUACAGGUGUUAAGAGUACAAGGUAGAUUUUCGAGGCUCAAUGAAUGCGACAAUUUUUCACACUUGCCGUCCGCUGGACGUUCGACGUAGGCGUGUUAGUUACCCUUGUUACGUUUUAUGGAAUGUUGUGUUGUUUGUGGGCCGAGUUGUGAUGUCGACCGACUGGGGGUCGAUGGACACGGUGAUAUGUGAUUUAUUUUUAUACAUGUAACGCUGUAAUCUCAGUGUAUAGUUAGAUGUAUAUUUCAUGUAUAUUCUAUUAGAUUUCUAUGUUUACAUCGUAGUCCAUUUUCAUAUAUCUAUUCUUAUGCAAUACUGUCUCAGCUAGUCCUUAUUUCGUUCAAAAUUGACCGGUGAUCGUAUUAGUCAUUCGAUUGAUAUUAUAAUUGGAAAUCGAUAACGCGCUUGUUAUAUGUUUGUUUUCUCUGAUUUUAUAUUAUUUUGGUUGAUAAUAUUAUGUUACUCGAUGUAUACCUUAUCAAAAUGGUGCUAGACGCUCGAUACUUCAUUAAUUUGGUCGUAGAUAAGAGUGUAUAUAGAACAUUGCUAGUUCAUAAGUUUGUUUCCACUGUACGUGGUCUUUUUACAACGCCUGCAUGUCUAAGUUGCCAUUAUAUCCUAGCGUACUAUUUACUUAGGGUUUAUUUCUACAGGGUAUGAGACCCGGCUUUUUAUCCUUUUUUAAUGAAUGUAUGAAGGGACUGAAAAGACAGGGACGUAGCUAGGUUGAGGUUUAGGGAAGUAGGUAAGUUUUUGUACGAAGCGGCCAAAAUGUUUAUAAAAAAUUUUGGAAAAUAUUCAGCCGAUAUAAUGUAUGUUAAUUAACUAUUGUCUAUUAUGAUUUAUUCUGUAAACCAUACAUAAUUUUAUGGAUGUAGAAUUUGACAUGCGGUUUACUGUAGAGCGACAAUUUCUUGAAUAUUUUGAGUUAGUUUUCAUAAUUAAUUUUUUCUAGGAUAUUUUGUUUGCAUGCAACACAGGCUGUCUUUACCUUAACUUUUUGUCUAGCGGCAACUCAAUCACGAUGGAUCAUUAUAAGUGUUUUAUGUAUGGUUUGCGUAUUUAUAAAUCAGUGACCCACUUAUGUUUAUCGCAUUUUCCUAUACCCUAUUUUUAUAUAAAAGAUAUUGUACAGCAUAUUGUAUAAGAUCGUUUUCCUUAAAGGAAGUAUCCAGUGAGAUGAUUUUUUUUCUUAUUUAUAAAUCUAUUUUUCAGACGUAAUAUAUCUUCUUCCAUAUUGAGUUAAAAUGUAUCCAUUAACGACGUAUUUUUGUUAUAGUUUUAGAUUUACAUUUCGUUAAGUUGUAGAUUUAAGGUUUUUCAUGAUUUUAUAUACGAAAUUAUAAUAUUGGACACGGAAAAAAAUUAAAUUUAAUUGAUAUUGUGGAUGAGAAUAAACGGUAUUUUUAUAUAUUGAGAGUAACGUCUUUAUUUUGAAAAAAAAAAAUUAUAUUAAGUACAAAUUUUUUGAGCGAGUUGCGAGCUCGGCCCAAUGCAUGUAUACUAACA
Molecule: messenger RNA, 5292 nt
Organism: Zerene cesonia (dogface butterfly)
Lineage: Eukaryota; Metazoa; Arthropoda; Insecta; Lepidoptera; Pieridae
Gene: wge
Product: protein winged eye
Exons: 6
Coding region: 393-3563 (1056 amino acids)
Molecular function (GO): chromatin binding
Source: RefSeq, a predicted model, not a curated record